GAGUCAGGAAUCAGGAUCUCUGCAGUGGCGUUGGUGUCGCGCUCAGGAUCGGAGUUACCGCGAGUUUCUCUUUGUUUCUCGGAGAAUCAGACGGAAAUCUGCCGGCAUGAGUCCGGCUUGAAGAAGGGAAGGGUGUGGUGUGGUGUGGACCCGCACCAGCGCGCGUCUCCGGCGGUCUGUAUGCGCGCGCCCCGCCGCUCCGCUCCGCACAUCUGCCCGCGGUGAGAGACGCGACGCCCCGAGCAGCAGCAGCAGCAGCAGCAGCAUGGCGGAGCGCGGAUCCGGAGUGCUCAUGAUGCUGCUGGAGCCCCCGGCCCUCGGCAUGACCCUGCCGGCGGAGGUGCGCGAGAGGCUGGCGGAGCUGGAGCUGGAGCUGUCCGAGGGUGACAUCACGCAGAAAGGCUAUGAGAAGAAAAGAGGGAAACUACUGGCGCCCUACAUUCCCCAGAUACAAGGUGUAGAUCCGUCUCUUCAGAUCGAGCACAGAAUUCAGUCUUCAGCACCGGCGGCUCAUCCGGCCUCCAAACACAACAAGCCUCGGCUGGCCAACUCCAGGGAUGAGCGCUUCAGAUCAGAUCUCCAUACAGAAGCAGUUCAAGCAGCUUUGGCCAAAUACAAAGAGAGAAAGAUGCCGAUGCCCUCAAAGAGACGCUCUGUGCUGGUGCAGUCUUCAGUCGAAGCAUGCACUCCUCCAGACACCUCGUCAGCUUCAGAAGAUGAGGGCUCCCUGCGCCGGACGGGCCGAUUCGCUUCCUCAUCCCCGUAUGCGGCUCAGGCCAGCGUGGAGCACUGGUUUAACAGGGUGAUCCAGGGCUCCUCCACCUCCUCCUCCGCCUCCUCCACCUCCUCACACCCUGGAGGUCGAGCGCAGCACUGCACCAACACCAGCUCCGCUUCAGCCGCCACCGUCCUGGCAGACCUGAUGGCACACACACACAUCGACCAGCACUGCGCACCGCCGGAUGUGACGGGUCUGUUGGAGCGCUCGCUGCAUGCGGAGCGUCCACAGGUGGCGUCAGUGCGAGGCCUUCCCCGCGGAUACACACACUCCAGCCUGAUGGAGACGGCCGACGGUGUUCCAGUCAACAGUCGAGUGUCCUCCAAGAUCCAGCAGCUCCUCAACACUCUGAAAAGGCCAAAGAGACCUCCUCUACGAGAGUUCUUCCUUGAUGACUUCGAGGAGCUUUUGGAUGUGCAGCAUCCAGACCCGCAGCAGCCGAAGCCGGAGGGGGGGGAGAUGCGCGCUCUGAGUGGGGACCAGCCAGGGGUCUCCAGUAACCGGCCCUCAUCCCUGCUGGGGUCCCUCCAGCGCUGGGGAAACACUCAGGCCAAGAGCCCCUGUCUAACCGCUCUUGACAACACCGGAAAACCCCUCUACACACUCACAUACGGGAAGCUGUGGACGCGGAGUCAGAAACUGGCCUUCACACUGCUCAACAAACUGAGCAGCAGGAAUGAACCACUGCUGAGACCUGGAGACAGAGUUGCGCUGGUGUUCCCCAAUAAUGACCCAGUGAUGUUCAUGGUGGCCUUUUACGGCUGUCUGCUGGCGGAGCUGGUGCCCGUGCCCAUAGAGGUGCCGCUCACUCGAAAGGAUGCGGGCGGGCAGCAGGUGGGCUUUCUGCUGGGCAGCUGCGGGGUCACUCUGGCUCUGACCACCGAUGCCUGUCAGAAGGGUUUGCCCAAAGCACAGACCGGAGAGGUGGUCACAUUUAAAGGCUGGCCACGGCUGCUGUGGUUUGUGACUGAUGGAAAACAUGUCGUAAAGCCUCCUAAAGACUGGCAUCCACCAAUACGAGACGCCAGCAAUGAGAUAGCAUACAUAGAGUAUAAGACCGGUAAGGAGGGCAGCACUAUGGGGGUCACGGUGUCUCACUCCGCCAUGUUGGCUCACUGUCAUGCACUCACACAGGCCUGCGGAUACACCGAGGGAGAGAUUAUAACUAAUGUGUUGGAUUUCAAGCGGGACGCUGGUUUAUGGCACGGGGUCCUGACGAGUGUGAUGAACAGAAUGCAUGUGAUCAGCAUCCCGUACUCCCUGAUGAAGGUCAACCCUCUGUCCUGGAUACAGAAAGUGCACACUUAUAAAGCUCGUGUUGCCGUGGUGAAGUCCAGAGACAUGCACUGGUCACUUUUAGCCCAGCGGGAUCAGAGAGACCUCAGUCUGAGCUCGCUACGCAUGCUCAUCGUGGCAGACGGAGCCAAUCCCUGGUCUAUUUCGUCGUGCGAUGCCUUCCUGAAUGUGUUUCAGUCGCGGGGGCUGCGUCCUGAGGUCAUCUGUCCAUGUGCCAGCUCCUCUGAGGCCCUGACCGUCGCCAUCCGCAGGCCUCCAGAGACAGGUGUUCCUCCUCCAGGAAAGGCGGUUCUCUCCAUGAGUGGUCUGAGCUAUGGAGUGAUUCGGGUGGACACCGAGGAGAAGCUCUCCGUCCUCACAGUGCAGGAUGCGGGACAGGUGAUGCCCGGAGGGCUGGUGUGUGUGAUUCGUGUGGAGGGAACGCCGUAUCUCUGUCGUACGGAUGAGGUUGGGGAGAUCUGUGUGAGCUCCAGCACUACAGGAACCUCCUAUUAUGGUCUGCCAGGAAUGACCAAGAAUGUCUUUGAGACUAUUCCUGUCACGUCUUCAGGAGCUCCUAUCAGUGACCGAGCCUUUACGCGCACAUCUCUGCUGGGGUUCAUCGGCCCGGAUAAUCUGGUGUUUGUGGUGGGCAAGCUGGACGGGCUGAUGGUGGUCAGUGGACGCAGGCAUAACGCGGAUGAUGUGGUGGCCACAGCGCUGGCCGUCGAGCCCAUGAAGUUCGUCUACAGAGGAAGGAUUGCAGUGUUUUCCGUGUCGGUGCUGCAUGAUGAGCGGAUAGUAGUGGUGGCAGAGCAGAGACCAGACGCUUCAGAAGAGGACAGCUUUCAGUGGAUGAGCCGAGUGCUGCAGGCUAUCGACAGCAUCCAUCAGGUGGGCGUGUACUGUCUGGCUCUGGUUCCAGCAAACACACUCCCCAAAGCCCCUCUGGGCGGCAUCCACAUCUCCGAGAGCAAACAGCGCUUUCUGGAGGGAGCCCUGCACCCCUGCAACGUGCUCAUGUGCCCCCACACCUGCGUCACCAACCUGCCCAAACCCAGACAGAAGCAGCCCGGCACCGAGGUGGGUCCGGCUUCUAUGAUCGUGGGAAACCUGGUGGCAGGAAAGAGGAUUGCACAGGCCUGCGGGAGAGACGUGACCCAGCUGGAGGACCACGACCAGUUUCUAUAUCUUCAGGAUGUCCUGCAGUGGAGAGCUCAGGCUACGCCAGAUCAUCCUCUGUUUCUGCUGCUCAACUCUAAGGGCACUGUGGUCAACACUGCGUCCUGUGUGCAGCUACACAAGCGUGCGGAGCGUGUGGCAUUAGCGCUGAUGGAGAGAGGACGACUGAACGCUGGAGAUCACGUAGCACUGCUGUAUCCUCCUGGUAUUGAUCUGAUCGCCACGUUUUACGGCUGUCUGUACGCCGGCUGUGUUCCCGUCACCGUCAGACCUCCACACCCGCAGAACCUGGCCACAACCCUGCCCACUGUCAAGAUGAUUGUUGAGGUCAGUAAGUCUGUAUGUAUUCUGACCACUCAAGCAAUAAUGAAACUACUGAAAUCCAAAGAGGCGGCGGCGGCUGUGGAUAUUAAAACAUGGCCGUUGAUACUGGACACAGAUGAUCUGCCGAGGAAGAGGCUUCCUCAGAUCUACAAGCCUCCGAGUCCAGAGAUGCUGGCCUACCUAGACUUCAGUGUGUCCACCACAGGGAUCCUCGCCGGGGUGAAGAUGUCCCACGCUGCCACCAGUGCCUUGUGUCGCUCCAUUAAACUGCAGUGUGAGCUGUACCCGUCCCGACAGAUCGCCAUCUGCCUCGACCCGUACUGCGGCCUGGGCUUCGCUCUCUGGUGUCUCUGCAGUGUGUACUCAGGUCAUCAGUCUAUCCUGGUCCCUCCGCUGGAGCUGGAGACGAAUGCAUCUCUGUGGUUGUCGGCCGUCAGCCAGUACAAAGUGCGCGUGACCUUCUGCUCAUACUCAGUGAUGGAGAUGUGCACCAAAGGCCUGGGCUCUCAAACUGAAGCUCUGCGGCUGCGUAACGUGAACCUGUCAUGUGUGAGGACCUGUAUGGUGGUGGCGGAGGAGCGUCCUCGUAUCACACUCACUCAGAGUUUCUCCAAGAUCUUCAAGGAUCUGGGUUUGUCCACUCGCGCCGUCAGCACCACCUUCGGCUGCAGGGUCAACGUGGCCGUCUGUCUACAGGGCACGGCGGGUCCGGAUCCCACCACUGUAUAUCUGGACAUGCGGGCACUGCGGCACGACAGGGUUCGAUUAGUGGAGAGAGGAUCACCACACAGUCUGCCACUGAUGGAGUCUGGGAAGAUUCUGCCAGGGGUGAAGGUUAUCAUCGCUAACACAGAGACGAAAGGACCUCUAGGAGAUUCUCAUCUGGGAGAGGUCUGGGUGAGCAGUCCCCAUAAUGCCACUGGGUAUUAUACGGUGUAUGGCGAGGAGGCGCUGCAUGCGGAUCAUUUCAACACCAGACUGAGUUUCGGGGACACGCAGACGGUCUGGGCUCGCACCGGAUAUCUGGGCUUCUUACGCCGCACUGAACUCACAGAUGCCAGCGGAGAGCGUCAUGAUGCGCUGUAUGUGGUUGGAGCUCUGGACGAGACUCUGGAGCUGCGGGGAAUGCGCUACCAUCCCAUAGACAUCGAGACUUCUGUGAUCCGCUCACACAAGAGCAUCGCCGAGUGUGCCGUGUUCACCUGGACGAAUCUGCUGGUGGUGGUUGUGGAGCUGGAGGGCUCGGAGCAGGAGGCUCUGGAUCUCGUAGCACUGGUGACCAAUGUGGUUCUGGAGGAGCACUACCUGAUCGUGGGGGUGGUGGUGGUGGUGGACCCCGGAGUCAUUCCCAUCAACUCCAGAGGGGAGAAACAGCGCAUGCACCUGCGGGACGGCUUCCUCGCGGACCAGCUCGACCCCAUAUAUGUGGCCUACAACAUGUGAGACUGCGGAACUUGAGGAAUCUGCAGAUGCACAUUUACAGAGGAAGCGUUCGCGGUGGGGGAGAGUGUGGACAGUCGCUUUUCUUCCUCCAGAAACACGAAGAGUCCUUGAUGGAGCUAUGCAGUUUAUUUUUUAUAUCAGACUGACAGAAUGCCUUGGAAAUAAAACUCUGAUUCAGUGGUCAGGCCAAACAACUCGAUUUCAUCUCCUGUUUAUCUGGGGUUGGGACACUGAAUCGAUGCAUUGUGAAUCAGGAAAUUAUUCUGCAUUGAUUAGGAGAUUUUAUAAAUGCAUGGAGAUUCUCUGUUGAAUCAAUUUUAAGCUUCGUUUUCACCAGCAGAUGGUGCUGAAUGCUUUACAAACAGCUUAUCUCUGCUUGCCUCUAAUUCCGUACACAUACCACUUAAAACCUAAAAUUAUCAAUAUUAAGGGUUUCAUUUACAAGUGAGUUCAUCGUGAGUUGUUUACAUAAAUCUUAUGACAAAAGUCGAGGUGUAGGUACUUUUGUCCUGGUAUUUGUGAGCAUUUGAGUGCAGUUAAAAUUAAGUCUAGAGUGCCGUCUGCCCUUAAACACUAGCCUAGAGCGCCGUCUGCCAAUAAACACUAGCCUAGAGCGACAUCUGCUGUUAAACACUAGCCUAGAGCGCCAUCUGCUGUUAAACACUAGCCUAGAGCGCCAUCUGCUGUUAGCCUGGAGAGCUGUCUGCCCUUAAACAAUAGCCUAGAGCGCCGUCUGCCAAUAAACACUAGCCUAGAGCGUCGUCUGCUGUUAAACACUAGCCUAGAGCGCCGUCUGCUCUUAAACACUAGCCUAGAGCGCCAUCUGCUGUUAAACACUAGCCUAGAGCGCCGUCUGCUGUUAAAAACCAGCCUAGAGCGCCGUCUGCUGUUAAACACUAGCCUAGAGCGCCGUCUGCUGUUAAAAACCAGCCUAGAGCGCCGUCUGCUGUUAGCCUGGAGCACUGUCUGCCAUUAAACCCUAGCCUAGAGCGUUGUCUGCUGUUAAACACUAGUCUAGAGCGCCAUCUGCUGUUAAACACUAGUCUAGAGCGCCGUCUGCUGUUAAACACUAGUCUACAGCACCAUCUGUUGUUAAACACUAGCCUAGAGCGUUGUCUGCUGUUAAACACUAGCCUACAGCACCAUCUGCUGUUAAACACUAGUCCAGAGUGCCAUCUCCUGUUAAACACUAGUCUAGAGCGUUGUCUCCUGUUAAACACUAGCCUAGAGCACCAUCUGCUGUUAGCCUAGAGGGCUGUCUGCCAUUAAACACUAGCCUAGAGCGCCGUCUGUUUUUAAACACUAGCCUAGAGUCCUAUCUGCCCUUAAAAAACUAGCCUAGAGCGCUGUCUGUCAUUAAACACUAGCCUAGAAUGCCAUCUGCUGUUAAACACUAGUCUAGAGCGCCAUCUGCUGUUAAACACUAGCCUAGAGCACCAUCUGCUGUUAAACACUAGCCUAGAGCACCAUCUGCUGUCAGCCUAGAAUGCCAUCUGCCAUUAAACACUAGCCUAGAGCGCCAUCUGUUGUUAAACACUAGCCUAGAGCACCGUCUAUUGUUAAACACUAGCCUAGAGCGCCGUCUGCUGUUAAACAGUAGCCUAGAUCACCGUCUGCUGUUAAACAGUAGCCUAGAUCACCGUCUGCUGUUAAACAGUAGCCUAGAUCACCGUCUGCUGUUAAACAGUAGCCUAGAUCACCGUCUGCUGUUAAACAGUAGCCUAGAUCACCGUCUGCUGUUAAACACUAGCCUAGAGCGCCGUCUGCUGUUAAACACUAGCCUAGAUUGCAGUCUGCUGUUAAAUACUAGCUUAAUGUGCCACCUGCUUUUGAAAACUAGCCUAGAGCGCAAUCAGAUGUUGGAAUCAACCCUAAACCUCCCCCUUACAGUAAUGAAAUGAUGAUGCUAUAUGUAUGUGCACAUUUUCAGUAGCCAUAGCUAUAACACUUCUAGCCGUAAUCCAACCUACUAGCGGAGGAAGACUCUCCCACUCGGAGGCCUGGAUCUAGGUUGCAUUCCAGUUCAUAUUUUAAUGCACUUCACUAACGUCCCUCCGUCUCAUGCACCUCGGAUGUACAUCAUUGAUCAUUACGCAAGUGUCUAAUACUGGCUGAACAUCUGAAUGGGUUUAUAUGCAAUGCACUAAUCCCUUGAACACUUGGGAAUCACACUGUUGUGACGUAACAAUUGCAAUUGGGAUGCAUAGGUGCUGGAGUGGACAUAUGAAGCCGACGCACUCCCUUUGCAAAAAUCGAGGGAUUGAGUGCAUAUCAGAGUAAGCUUCCCUCGUUCACUUGGGCCCAAUCCCAAUUCUACCCCUUAGCCCUUCCCCUUACUCCUCAUUUUGUGUGUUCACCUGAAGGGGUAGGGGCAGGGCUUAAUUUGUACCAGAACACACUGGAUCCAGAACCUCUGUAAUCUGAUCCGGCACCUCAUUUUACAGCAGUCAUGAUCAUCGAUCUCAUAUAAAGUAUGAGAUUGCGAUGACGUAUGAUGAGGGUGCAGGUGUUGUAGUGGUGUCCGAUUUCUUAGGGCUAAAUUUUGAAGCCCUUCCCCUUCACACUCUAUUUCAAGGGCCAAGGGGUAGGGUUUCAAAAUAGAAUUGGGAUUGGACCUUGAUGAACUGGAACACACUUCAAAAUGGCGUUGGAGAUUCCCCUGAGGGUACAAGGCAGGGGAAGUUGGCAGUGCAUUUCCAAGGGUGUACUCACACUAGGUAGUUGCCUUGAACCGUGUUCUUUAGUUUCAGGCUCAGGUGAGCUUUGCACUCACACUACAAGCGUACCGCAACAAAGUCCAACAGAACUGCGCUUUGGCACAGUUUUCCAACCAGGCCAGGGCCUGCCAACUGAAUUACGUCUGGGCACUUACACUUGUCAAACGAGCCCGGGCACAGUUCGGACAGCCUAGUGUCAGUACACCCUAAAAGUGCACUGGAAGACAGCCCUAGUGGUCUGGUUUGUGUCCUGAUACAUGUGUGGGUCUGCCGCUGAAUAUAUUUUGGGCCUAGUGCGCCAUCUGCAGUUAGAAACUAAGCUCAGAAUUGAUUCCAGAACUGAAUCCUGAUGCAUUACGAGAAUUAAAGAAAUUAUCCGUGAAUCUCAAUGCAUUGAUUGAUUGCUCAGGCCUACCGUUUUCUCAUGUGACAUAACUAUGAGUUGAUCAAGAACAUACCGCACUGUAUGACACACGUGUGUUGAUUGUUCUCUGUGUGUGAGGAGGACCAGUGUUGUACCACUGUACAGUCAAUUCAAGAACACAUGUAAAUGCAUUUAAAGUCUUGCCAUCACUGUCGCCAAUGAUGUAGCUGUACAAAAUGCACAAACUAAUUGGUUUUAACAUCACACACAUCUAUGAUAUUUUAUCCGGAGACCAAACGGCAAUAAUGAAGUGAGUGUCUGCCUGCUGGAGAGCAUUGCUGAAGGUGUGUGUGUGUGUGUGUGUGGAUUUAAUGCUCCUCAAAUUCAUAAGUUCAUUCAUUCUCAACAUUAACUUUAAACACGUUCAUAUGCCUGAUUCAUUCAUUCUGUGAGCUUCUAGACUGAGCAGGACAGGAAUCAGGGUAAAAAGAGUCAACAGAUGAAGAGUCUUAUUCAGGUAACCGAGUCCCAGUGUGAAAAAGCAUUUCUGCAUUGUCCUUUCAGCUUUUCAUUUUAUAUACUGAUAUUCAUGUUCAUUACUAGAUCAUCUACUCCUGCAGAUGAAUGUAUGAAGGUGACAUUUUCAGUCUCCUACAUUAUACCGGUUGAAAAGAAAGUAGCAUUUUCCAUGCAUCCUUUAAAACAUACCAAACAGGUGUGACAGUUACUUCAGGAAAUAAACAAUGACCACUGCAGGUGAGGGCUUUUCAUUUUCCUAGCAUUACUGUGUCAAAGCGUGAUGAUAGCUAAUGUUUUUUUCAGAUGCACUGUACACUGCAUUGGCCAGCACUGUAUAGAGCAUUUCUAAGACGGCUUGCUUUCUUCUGUUGUGUUCAUUGCAUAUAUAUAUGACAUGCUGUAAUUAUGUACAGAAUUUGUGUAAUAAGUUAUUACUGGGACACCAGAAAUCCACUGAUGCUUUCGUCAUGGUUUUUGCAGCGCUAUGGAGGAAACCAAAUGCUGCUCAAAUCAAAGUUUCAUUUCUUGACCAAGCAGUACAAGAUGAGUAUCUCUUCAUGUCAUGUUUUAUAAGCCGAUAGACUCCAGAAGUGGUUUUGCUGCAAGGAUUGUAAAGCACAUACAGCAUCUGUAUCGCAGGAUGAUUGUGUGACUGUUCUGUCAUUUAGUGAACGUUUGGUUGAAACAGCUUUUGACUUCUGUUAAUAUUUCUUAAUAAAAACACCAUGCUUUUAA
This is a messenger RNA of Danio aesculapii, 9337 nucleotides long. RefSeq names its product disco-interacting protein 2 homolog A (gene dip2a). NCBI's taxonomy places the organism in Eukaryota, Metazoa, Chordata, Actinopteri, Cypriniformes, Danionidae. Gene Ontology annotation, cellular component: cell surface. The transcript has 38 exons. Bases 266 to 5002 code for a protein of 1578 amino acids. The record is from RefSeq and is a predicted model, not a curated record.